Chondrus crispus (carragheen) is the source of this 201-nucleotide messenger RNA. RefSeq lists its product as hypothetical. The coding region runs from base 1 to 201 and encodes 66 amino acids. The record is from RefSeq and is a predicted model, not a curated record. Lineage: Eukaryota; Rhodophyta; Florideophyceae; Gigartinales; Gigartinaceae. The transcript has a single exon.
AUGAAUCGAGGUGUCUAUGAUUGUGUUGUUGUGUUAAAAGCACUGCCUGGCACAAUCUCAAGCGGUUUUGUCUUCCAACGACACUGUUGUUCGUUUCUCCAGCCGGGGCCAUAUGUGGGUACCCACAUAUGGCACAAGCACAUUUUCUUAAACCCAACACGUGUUAGGUUUAAGAAAAUGUGCUUCAGCGAGCAAGUCUGA